Messenger RNA from Microdochium trichocladiopsis, 1363 nucleotides. RefSeq lists its product as uncharacterized. The transcript has a single exon. Lineage: Eukaryota; Fungi; Ascomycota; Sordariomycetes; Xylariales; Microdochiaceae. The record is from RefSeq and is a predicted model, not a curated record. The coding region runs from base 138 to 959 and encodes 273 amino acids.
CCGAAAGUUGUGUUGAGGCUCACUGAAGUGGAAUCCAUCACUCAUCUCCAGUUUGUUCCCCAGAGUCUCACGAGGGAUCAACUACUUGGCCGCACAAAUACAAGCUCCUGUUCUCUUUGCUACAGGCUGCGUCCCUUAUGGUAGCAAUGGUCUCCAGCGGAGCCGGCAGUGUACAGUUCCAAGGACGCCAGAUCCUCGAAUCACCACCACCACCUUCACCAAGGGCAGUGUCAGACAAUACUACAGUCGCAGCAACUACUUCCUCCCCGCCAAUCUCAUCCUCGCCGUCUCCGACAUUCCCAGGUCCUAUCCCCCAAUCCCCUCCCAGCACACAAGAAACCCAGAGAUCAUCAUCAUCCUCAGGGCCGCCGAUCCAGUUUGCGAUCGGCAUCGGUGUCGGUGUCGGCCUGCUUGUCCUGAUUGCGUCCUCCAUCGCACUGUUCUACCACUUGCGCGCGCGCAAGCGGGCGAGGCAGGCCGUCCGGCAUCCGGGCAUUUUCAAGCACGCCGGCGCCCAUGCCGACGACGCCAGUGAUGCAGAGCACUUGGGGGCGGAUUUCCCGCCAUCAUCACGCCAUGGCAGGCAACAACAACAGAAACAGGACCGCCGCCUGAGGGCCCUAGCUCUCGUGAGCAAAGUCACCAGGAAAGACAACAACAACAAUACCACCACCAGCAAUAGCAAUAGCAGCAGCAACAUCCGUGCUUCCCCAAGCAUGACCUGGCCGCGGGCGAUGCAGGGUCAAACCGAGACGAAGAAGAAGCCCCGCUACUAUGGCUCGGGGGACUACGAGCACUGGUCCCCGCGGCAGCUCGAUCGGCACCAGCAGAUCUAUCACGCGGUGUCCCGGCUGGGCGGCGGCGGCGGCGAUGCAACCACGGGUGUCGUCGCUGGGGCUAAACCUGGGAUUGGUGGCAGGGACCGCAGUGGGUGGGAGAGACUAGAUGGCGAACCUUGAGCUCUUCUUUCAAGUAUUACCCUGCUGACAGAGGGCAGAGGGAAGUGGUGGAUCAGACAUCUACAAAAUCGCACAGUUGUUAUCAAGUUCGUGACGUGUUUUUCCCCUUGGACUCGUGACUUUGCGUCUGCUCUGGGUACCAAGGUGAACGGCUCCAUGCUUUGAGAAAGUUAUCAAAAGUUACAGUCUACGGACGUUGUGCCGCGCAAUCCUGACUUUUCGCCUCCGUGAGAGGAAGUUUUACGCACGACUCAAGGCAGAUGAGAGCACAGAUCUGGGGAGAGGGGAAUUGAAGCUAUUGUAGACUCAGCCUACCUUUCUCUGUGCCCCCCCUCCCGGCGCAAAACAGUCAUUUUCACAAAAGCCAGACAGAUUUAAAAGUUUGAUAACGUGACUUGUAUUAU